Messenger RNA from Oncorhynchus nerka (sockeye salmon), 2424 nucleotides. It is a transcript of the gene pax9, whose product is annotated as paired box 9. Gene Ontology annotation, molecular function: RNA polymerase II cis-regulatory region sequence-specific DNA binding; DNA-binding transcription factor activity, RNA polymerase II-specific. The record is from RefSeq and is a predicted model, not a curated record. The transcript is spliced from 4 exons. Lineage: Eukaryota; Metazoa; Chordata; Actinopteri; Salmoniformes; Salmonidae. Bases 244 to 1302 code for a protein of 352 amino acids. Gene Ontology annotation, biological process: anatomical structure development; regulation of transcription by RNA polymerase II.
AAGACCGACCCAUGAUUUGUCUGGAUUGAAAUGUAAGCCUGUCUCUCCUGCUAUCAGGAAACACAUCGCGGAUUUGUCCUUCUCACUACUAUCGUUAGUUCGGUUAACACAGUACCCGUGGCCGGAGGAGAGCGAGGAUUUGUGCUCCCCUAGACAGGUUUCCGGACAACAGCGAAACUGGACUCGGAACUGGACGGAAGGCGUAACUCCGAGAUCCCAAUAAUAAUUUGUGGACUAAACGCAAUGGAGCCAGCCUUUGGAGAGGUGAACCAGCUCGGCGGGGUUUUUGUCAACGGCAGACCGCUUCCCAACGCAAUCCGGCUGCGGAUUGUAGAGCUCGCCCAGCUGGGCAUCAGGCCUUGCGACAUCAGCAGACAGCUCCGGGUCUCCCACGGCUGCGUCAGCAAGAUACUGGCCCGGUACAACGAGACCGGCUCUAUACUCCCGGGAGCGAUCGGGGGCAGCAAACCACGGGUCACCACGCCUACAGUGGUCAAGCACAUACGGACAUACAAGCAGAGGGACCCGGGUAUCUUCGCCUGGGAGAUCCGGGACAGGCUACUGGCUGACGGAGUUUGUGACAAGUUCAAUCUACCAUCUGUGAGCUCCAUCAGUAGGAUCCUCCGCAACAAGAUUGGGAAUCUGUCCCAGCAGAGCCAGUAUGAGUCCAGCAAGCAGUCGUCUCACCCACCACAACCAACGCUACCAUACAACCACAUAUACUCGUAUCCGACCCCCAUCGGAGCCUCUGGGACCAAAGUACCGACUCCCCCGGGCAUGCACUCCCUCCCUGGACACAUGGCUAUGCACAGGAUAUGGCCCUCCUCCCACUCGGUAACAGAUAUUCUGGGGAUUCGGUCGAUAACAGAGCAACAAAUUAGUGACAGUUCGUCCUUUCCCAGUGCCAAACUAGAAGAAUGGAGCAUUAUAAACAGGACACAUUUUCCGCCGUCAGCAAGCUCUCCACUAGUCAAUGGCGUGCAGGAUAAACCACCGCAUUCUAUAGAACCUGAAGCAAAAUACAAACAGACGCAGAGUGGCUUGCCCACAGUGAACAGUUAUGUCACAGCGCCCAGCAUCCCAGCCUACCACCCUCCCACCCCAGUGUCGCCCUACAUGGGGUACAGCGCCACCACGUCGGCCUAUGUGACCGGUCCCACAUGGCAGCCGCACAGUGGCAGUGCUCUCUAUCACCACAGCUGUGACAACAUUGCCGCUCCGCUGGCCUUCAAGGGUAUGACAGCCCACCACCGUGACGCCAUCCACCCCCAUGCCCACCCCAUCACCGCCUCAGCACUGUAGAACACAGACAGACGGGCCGGUCAGACGGACGGAGAGACAGAGGGAAGAAGAAGGGGAGCAGGACAGACGGACGGGCGGAUGGAGAUAAAAGAGGAGGGAGGAAGGAGAUAAGGAGAAACAAGUCCUCCUUUACCAUGGGUCUGGUGCCAGCUCAUUACACUCACCUCUUCUGUAUUUAUAUGGUGACCUCACCUAGGCCCCAUAUCCAUCACAACAUUCUCUUCCAUACCAAAGACACAGUGAUCUCACCUAGGCCCCAUAUCCAUCACAACAUUCUCUUCCAUACCAAAGACACGGUGAUCUCACCUAGGCCCCAUAUCCAUCAUAACAUUCUCUUCCAUACCAAAGACACAGUGACCUCACCUAGGCCCCAUAUCCAUCACAACAUUCUCUUCCCUCCUAAAGACACGGUGACCUCACCUAUUCCCCAUAUCCAUCACAACAUUCUCUUCCAUACCAAAGACAUGGUGUGGAGAACUCAAGUUAACGCACAGUUAAAGACAGGACAUGGAAGGGAAACCUUGCCACACUAUCUACAGACAUGACACUGGUCUGUGGCCCUGCAGAAAGCUGUCAGGACAGGUGUAUUGAAGGACUGACUGGCUGUUUCUCAUAUUUCCAUGGCGGAAAUUGUGCCAUUCUCAUCAAGGACUUGCCUCUUAAACCCAUUUCUGCACACUUCUCUGCAAAUGUUAUUAGGGACAGGAGCUAAAGUACUGUAGGACAAUCACAACCACGAGGGAAAAACAACGUUUGCAUUUAAGUGUAUCAGGGGUGAUAUCAAUUGGUAUUGUUUUGGAUGUUUGUAUUUGUAUUUUUUUGUUUAUUAUUUUGACAAGUUACAAUCUUAAUAUUGAACAUUGUUUUUUCACUUCUCGACUUAAAUGUAUCUCCAUGUGUAUUUAUUAGACUGACUAAAAGGUACUAGGGUUGAACGGAGUACAAUUAUUACAUCAGAAGGCCACGGUGGAAACAGUGUAGUCCUAUACGGAUGUUCCCAACACACUUUGACAGCCUUGUGUAAAUGUUUGAAACGACAUUAUGAUAAAACGGUACAGCUGCACAGGUCCAAUCUAUCCACAAUGAAAUUGAAUGUAUCUUAAUUAAAGGAAACUGUGUGGA